AUGUCCAUAGACAUCAACUGGGAGGCUGCCACCUCUGGUCCUGAUGGCGAAGAACUCGCCGAACGCAUCCGCUCCUUCAUCCACGACAAGUUCCAGCAGAUAGCGCUCCCUCGAUUCAUACGUUCGGUGGAAGUCAACUCGUUUGAAUUCGGCACUGUUUCGCCAGAAUUACAGGUCAGGGACAUAUGUGAUCCGUUCAAUGAUUUUUACGAAGAAGACGAAGACGGUGAAGAGUGGUCGGAUAGCUCUGUCAGUGAAGGGCCGCCGCCGUCGAGCUUGAGCCGGAGCCAGUCGACGCUGAAUGGCGAUGCGGGCAACAACAAGAGCGGUGCCAACAAUGAUGAUGGAGAUGGAAACUCAGAUAGUCGUGGUGGGUACUUCCAGAGGAGACACCCGUCUUCAGAAUAUACUGGUGAUUUCCCACAGCCGUUGAUGUCUCCUAUCAACCUCGGGGAGUCGUUUAAUCCCUACUUGUUUCCUCGAGCGGGAACUCCAGGGAUCCCCGGCGGAACAUCCAACGUUGGAUACUAUAACAUGCCGCGCGGAGGGCUUUCUGGGACCCAGACGCCCCUUGCAUCCGUUGCAUCAGUUGCACGGGGCGGCCCGCUCUCGCUAUCAGAGGGAUGGCCGCUUCCCGCCCGCAGAAGUGAGCGAGCCCUCAGCUCGGACGCAGAUGUGGAUUCUCCCCAGUCUCGAUCCCGCCCUUCAACAUCUAGUACGCGACAGUUAACUUCCGUUGACGGCGGCACGACCCGCGACCCAGCGGAGAUACCAGAAUCCGAAUCCGUAAUCACAGGCCAUCUUGACAGCGCACUUCCUACACGGCGCAUGAGAGAACAGAAGCCUGAUGAUUUCCAAGUGCUUUGCCGUAUGCAGUAUUCUGGAAACAUGAGGCUAUCGAUAACGGCUCAGAUACUGCUAGACUAUCCGAUGCCUAGCUUUGUAGGGCUCCCUUUGAAACUCAACAUUACAGGCUUCACGUUCGAUGGGGUUGCUGUUGUAGCUUACAUCCGGAAGAGGGUGCAUGUAUGUUUCCUUUCGCCGGAGGAUGCAGAUACAUUGCUUGGGGCGGACGAUAAGAUGGCUGCUACGGAGGAUUACCAUGACCACCAUGGCCACCACCCUGGGAGACAGUCGAACGGCAGCACGACCGGCUCGCGGCGUUCGAACGACAGCCUACUACGAGAAAUACGGGUAGAGAGCGAGAUAGGGCGCAAGGAGAACGGGAAGCAAGUACUGAAGAACGUAGGGAAGGUAGAGAAGUUUGUUCUUGAGCAAGUUCGGCGGAUCUUUGAAGAAGAGUUUGUGUAUCCGAGUUUCUGGACAUUCCUUGUUUAG
This is a messenger RNA of Arthroderma uncinatum, 1338 nucleotides long. Its product is annotated as mitochondrial distribution and morphology protein 12. Bases 1 to 1338 code for a protein of 445 amino acids. NCBI's taxonomy places the organism in Eukaryota, Fungi, Ascomycota, Eurotiomycetes, Onygenales, Arthrodermataceae. The transcript has a single exon. The record is from RefSeq and is a predicted model, not a curated record. Gene Ontology annotation, molecular function: lipid binding. Gene Ontology annotation, biological process: mitochondrion organization; phospholipid transport. Gene Ontology annotation, cellular component: ERMES complex.